AUUCCCUCUCAACUCAGCCCACAUCAUUGCUCUGCAACUCAGAACAGCAACUUCUGAGACCACCUUGAGAACAGGAUGAUCCUGAACAGAGCCCUGAUUUUGGGGGCCCUCGCCCUGACCACCAUGAUGAGCCCCUGUGGAGGUGAAGACAUUGUGGCUGACCACAUUGGCGCCUAUGGCAUAAACGUCUACCACUCAUAUGGUCCCUCUGGCUACUAUACCCAUGAAUUUGAUGGAGAUGAAGAGUUCUACGUGGACCUGGAAAAGAAGGAGACUGUCUGGCAUCUGCCUCUGUUUAGUAAAUUUAGAAGUUUUGACCCUCAGGGUGCGCUGAGAAACAUAGCUAUUGUGAAAUAUAAUUUGGAGAUUAUGAUUCAAGAGUCCAACUCUACUGCUGCUACCAACAAGGUUCCUGAGGUGACUGUGUUUUCCAAGUCUCCCGUGAUGCUGGAUCAGCCCAACACUCUCAUCUGUCACGUGGACAACAUCUUUCCUCCUGUGAUCAGCAUCACAUGGCUUAGGAAUGGACACUCAGUGAUAGAAGGUGUUUCUGAGACCAGCUUCCUCUCCAAGGAUGAUCAUUCCUUCUCCAAGAUCAGUUACCUCACCUUCCUCCCUUCUGAUGAUGAUGUUUAUGACUGCAAAGUGGAGCACUGGGGCCUGGAUGAGCCACUGCUAAAACACUGGGAACCUGAGAUUCCAGCCCCUAUGUCAGAGCUGACAGAGACUGUGGUCUGUGCCCUGGGGUUGACCGUGGGCCUUGUGGGCAUCGUGGUGGGCACCGUCCUCAUCAUCCGAGGUCUGCGUUCAGGUGGCCCCUCCAGACACCAGGGGCCGUUGUGAGUCACACUCCAGAAGGAAGGUGCACUGUCCAUCUUCGAGAACAGA
Bubalus bubalis (water buffalo) is the source of this 888-nucleotide messenger RNA. RefSeq names its product SLA class II histocompatibility antigen, DQ haplotype D alpha chain. NCBI's taxonomy places the organism in Eukaryota, Metazoa, Chordata, Mammalia, Artiodactyla, Bovidae. The transcript is spliced from 5 exons. The record is from RefSeq and is a predicted model, not a curated record. Bases 76 to 843 code for a protein of 255 amino acids. Gene Ontology annotation, biological process: antigen processing and presentation of exogenous peptide antigen via MHC class II; peptide antigen assembly with MHC class II protein complex; positive regulation of T cell activation. Gene Ontology annotation, molecular function: MHC class II protein complex binding. Gene Ontology annotation, cellular component: MHC class II protein complex; membrane.